Emericellopsis cladophorae is the source of this 606-nucleotide messenger RNA. RefSeq names its product Large-conductance mechanosensitive channel-like protein. The record is from RefSeq and is a predicted model, not a curated record. NCBI's taxonomy places the organism in Eukaryota, Fungi, Ascomycota, Sordariomycetes, Hypocreales, Bionectriaceae. Gene Ontology annotation, molecular function: mechanosensitive monoatomic ion channel activity. The transcript has 3 exons. The coding region runs from base 1 to 606 and encodes 201 amino acids. Gene Ontology annotation, biological process: monoatomic ion transport; intracellular water homeostasis.
AUGGAUACGCUCAAGAAUAUGCUUCGCCUGCGCCCGGAGCCUUCGACGCAGGGCUCAGCGGCAGGCCCGUACCAGUCCGAAUCCUCAGAGACGGAAUCUCUGCUCGGGCGUGGCCGACGCAAGGCGCAGCGUUUCUGGGAUGGCUUUGUCGACUUUGCGUUCCAGGGCAACGUCCUCCAGGUUGCGUUCGGAUUGAUCCUCGCGUCCGUCUUCACGGACCUCGUCAAGUCGUUUGUGGGCGACAUCCUCAUGCCGCCCAUCUCCAUCAUCCUGCCGCUCAAGCACAACAUUGAGGAGAAGUUUGCCGUGCUGCGGCCGGGCCCCUGCUACAACGCCACGUCCGGGUACAACACGCUGCAGCAGGCGCAGGGGGAUGGCGCGGUGGUCAUGGCGUACGGCUCCUUCAUCUACCAGAUUGUGUCGUUUCUGAUGAUUGGCCUCGCGCUGUACUCCAUGGCGCAUCUAUACAUGCUGCUCUCGGAGGAGCCGAUUAUCAAGCGCACCAAGAAGUGCACGUACUGCCGCCAGUGGAUCAACGAAAAGGCAUCGAGGUGUAUCAACUGCACGAGCUGGCUCGACGGGCGGGAGGACAGGGUGCAAUACUGA